This is a messenger RNA of Rotaria socialis, 465 nucleotides long. Lineage: Eukaryota; Metazoa; Rotifera; Eurotatoria; Philodinida; Philodinidae. The record is from the annotation of a GenBank genome assembly.
AUGAAUGAGAACGGUGCAUUAACAAAACGAAUCGUUAAGGAAAGUGCUCGUUUACAACAAGAACCAGUACCAGGCAUAGAUGCCAUAGUUGAUGAACAUAAUCCUCGCUAUUUUAAAGUAAUCAUUGAUGGACCCAGUGAAAGCCCAUACGAAGGUGGUAAAUUCAAAGUAGAAUUAUUUUUACCUGAUGAAUAUCCAAUGGCACCACCAAAAGUUCGUUUUAUGACCAAACUUUAUCAUCCAAAUAUUGACAAAUUAGGUCGAAUUUGUCUUGAUAUUCUUAAAGAAAAAUGGAGUCCUGCUUUACAAAUUCGUACUGUUCUUUUGUCAAUUCAAGCAUUAUUAAGUGCCCCGAAUCCAGAUGACUUUUUAGAUGCUGACGUGGCUGAAAAAUGGAAAGCUGAUGAAAAAGGAGCAAAAGCUAUGGCUCGUGAUUGGACUCAAAGAUACGCACAUGAAACUUAA